GCCAAUCAACAACCGGUUUUUGUUGUUGACUGAGAGAAGGAACUAGCAGCAAGUUAGCAAUCAAAAACGUUUAUACAGGUCUGCAGAUUGCUACAAGUUUAUGGCAUAAAUAUGAAAGAGGACAAGGAAAACACUCGUCCGAUGGAGGAAAGGAUGGAGAUAAAAUGCGAAAACAUUGAAAAAACGGAGAAGCCAAAGCCGGAGAAGAAAGAAGCAAUGACGAAGAUCAUUAUCCGACGUCUGCCUCCAAGCAUAACCAAGGAGGAACUGGAGAAACAAUUGCAGCCACUUCCAGAAGUGGACUACCUAGAAUUUUUCGCCAAUGACAGCAGCAUGUACCCCCACGUCUUCGCCAGAGCAUACAUCAAUUUCAAGAUUCAGGAAGAUAUUGUACUUUUCAGAGACCGGUUUGAUGGAUAUGUGUUCGUUGAUAAUGGAGGGCAGGAGUAUCCAGCCAUUGUUGAAUUUGCUCCUUUUCAAAAGAUUGCCAAAAAAAGGAGUAAGAAAAAGGAUGGUAAAAGUGGAACAAUAGAUGAAGAUGCUGACUACAAGAAAUUCCUGGAGAUUUAUAAUGGCGCUGAUGAAAAGUUUACAUCCACCCCCGAGACUCUACUGGAGGAAAUUGAGGCUAGAACAAAGGAACUAGUAGCUAAGAAAAUGACUCCCCUCUUGGACUUCUUAAAGAACAAACAGAGAAUCCGUGAGGAAAAGAAAGAGGAAAGGAGGAGACGAGAGCUCGAACGGAAGCGCCUGCGGGACGAGGAACGUCGGAAGUGGAGGGAGGAGGACAGGAGGAAGCGCAAAGAAGCCGAGAAGUUCAAGAAAGGAGACAAAUCUUCCGAGAAGGAUAAAGACCAAGCGAAGGAGGGGCCAAAAAUCAAGCUCCUGAGAAAACCAGACAGAGGAGAUGACGUGGAUGUGGAGAAGCUUAAAGAGAAGUCAAAGAACCCUGAGAAGGACAAGAUGAAAGACGACAGAGCUCCUGGGGGUCCUGAUAUGAAGAAACGCCAAAACCACGAAACCAGGGAGGAUAGGUUAUCAUGGAAAGCUGAAGAUGGACACAAAGACUUCAGAGAGCGUGACGUAGACAGGGACAGGGACCGCGAACGAGACAAGGAGAGGGAGCAGCGGCAGAAAGAGAAGGAGCGCAUCAGACGACAAGAUGAGGAUCGACGAAGGAGGAGGGAACGGCGCGAUGGAGAGAAGUCCUACAGAAAGCGAGAGGAAGAAAGGAGAAGAGAUCAUGUCUGGGAAAGGAGAAAGGGCGAGAAUGCCGGGAACUCCGCAAGCCAUACUGAUAAGCCUAAAAAGUCAGAAGAAACCCUGAGGGAGGAGAAAGCUAAAAGAGAUCGUUUAAGAAACAAGGAUCGGCCUGCCGUUCAGCUAUACCAGCCAGGUGCCAGGAACCGAGGAGGAGGAGGAGGAGAAUCUCAUGCUGGGGAGAGAAAGUCAGAGCGAGACCAAGAGAAGGGCGAUGAAUGAUCAAAAAUUACCACAAAUAAAGAAUGAUAAAACGAUUGAGGAGAGGGAUCUGCUCUGAGCCAAGCAAGCUGGUGCCAGAGAGGCUGCUGCAGUGGUACUCCUGCAGAGCCACAUCCCGUCCUCCCACUCCCAACCAUAGGCAAGGAUGUGACCUCAGUGCCUGAAGGUGCCCCUCUUUUAGUUUUGUUUAUGGAGAAAAGCAAGGGAAAGUUAGCACUUUAAUGUUUGCGAGAGUUCGGCUAUAGGGUGCAACGAGACAAAGCCAACGCUCUAGGACCACAUGAAUUUAAAGUGACCUUACUACAGUAUUGCUACACAGUCUGUGUUACACAUUUGCGAAGCACGGUUCUUAUAUUGAAUAGGCUUUCACCCUCAUUAGUUGUUCAUACAUAAAAACAGUUUCACAUACAUGUUUUCUAUUUUAGGAACAGUGUAGGAGGCUACUGGUUUAAAUAUAUCCGGUUGCUUCUUUCAAAAUCUAACCACCUUUUUAGGUUUAUACAUUUAAAAGUGUGUUUUCUAUUUCCCCAACAAGUCCUUAAUACUCUGUACAGGUAAAAAAAUUCAGGAUAAUUAAAUAGCCAUUUCAUUUAUUUUACAUUUUUAGUCAUUUAGCAGAUGCUCUUAUCCAGAGCGACUUACAGGAGCAAUUAGCGUUAAGUGCCUUGCUCAAGGGCACAAGCGAAAUAUAGAACUGUGAGCUAUGCCUUGACUUGAGACUGCAAGCAACCCCUAAUGUGUGACUAUUAACUUGUGGCCUUCCCCAUUGUACUCAUACAUCUUCAUACAUACAUAAUGCUACAGUAUGGUAACGAAAUUCUAAUUGGAAUAAACAUCUAUACCUUA
Coregonus clupeaformis (lake whitefish) is the source of this 2328-nucleotide messenger RNA. Its product is annotated as regulator of nonsense transcripts 3B-like. Gene Ontology annotation, molecular function: mRNA binding. Gene Ontology annotation, biological process: positive regulation of translation; nuclear-transcribed mRNA catabolic process, nonsense-mediated decay. Lineage: Eukaryota; Metazoa; Chordata; Actinopteri; Salmoniformes; Salmonidae. Gene Ontology annotation, cellular component: cytoplasm; nucleolus. The record is from RefSeq and is a predicted model, not a curated record.